AUGAUGGGUUUGUUCGGAAAGAAAAAAGACCCAAAAGAACAAGUGAGAGAGUUGCAACGAAAGAUGCGACAGGAAAUGCGAACACUGGAUCGUCAAGUUUAUGCAAUUCAAAGAGAGGAACAAAAGGUAAUAAUUCAGAAAGUUAUGAUAGAAAGUAUAUAUUUUAAGGUGACGAAAGAAAUCAAAGACGCUGCCAAAAAGGGAGACCGCGAUGUGUGCGUCAUUCUCGCGAAAUCUUUGGUCCAAUCCAGAAAAGUUAGAUUUAUAAAGGUUAAAAUUGGUUAAAAGUUGAAAUGUUUUUAGGCUCAAUCAAAAAUCCACGUGAGCAAGGCUCAAAUCAACUCCGUAAUUAUGUGUAUGCAGGUUUUUAAAAAAUUUUGAUUGUUUACUAUCUCAAAUUUGAAUUAAGGAGCAAUUAGCGACGAUGAGGAUGGCAGGGUCUUUACAAAAAUCCACUCAGGUCAUGCAAAGUAUGCAGAAUUUAAUUAAAGUUUGUUGAUUUUCCAGAAGUCUUGACUUUUUUUUUGAAUUUAGGUGCCUGAGAUUAUGAAAUCGAUGCGAGAAAUGUCCCAAGAGAUGAUGAAGCUGGGAAUUAUGGAGGAGAUGAUUGAAGAGACUUUGGAAAGUGUGGAACCGCCAGAUUUGGAAGAAAAAGCCGAGGUUUGUAAUGGAAUAGUUCAAAGAUUUCUGAUUUUACUAUCUUGUUUUGACUCUCUUAUUUUUUGGCCUUGAAAUUCUCAGCGCGCCUUUUCUUUCUACUGUCACUCAUUCUUCCAUUUAGUCGUAGUUUUUGCCAUUGAACUGUCUUUUUUACUUCGAAUGAAUACUGAAAAUUGAAUUUAUCAUGUUUCCCAGGAUAUCUUGGCUUCAGUGAUGAACAAGCCUUUUUCCAGAUUAUUUGGUCUUAAAGUUUUUUUUUAUUAUAAGGCGAUGUUCAUAACGAACUUUAAGGAGUAAUAGAAUCCGAAAUUUCGAUAGUUUUAAUGAAAAAUCUUUUUAAUCGUUUUAUUCUAACUUUAAAAUAACUUAAGAAAGAAUCACUGUAGAAAAUAUGUCGAAAUAAAAAAAUAUUACACUUUCCCGAAAGUUGGCAUUUUUUCAGUGAUUUUUUGGUUUAUCUUCCUUUUUUCCUUUUAUUUCUUUAAUUUUCAGGCGUUCUCAAGUGUAUUAAAUUCAUUUUUGACGAUUCCAGGAAGAAGUAGAGAGAAUCCUCUGGGAAGUUACCGCCGGAGAACUCGGAAAAGCGCCUCAGGCGGUUUCCGACAAACUCGGCGACACUUCUGCAAGAGUCGAGGAACCCGAUUUGGACGCCAUGACACAGCGAUUAGCCCAACUUCGUGAUUAA
Caenorhabditis auriculariae is the source of this 1345-nucleotide messenger RNA. Lineage: Eukaryota; Metazoa; Nematoda; Chromadorea; Rhabditida; Rhabditidae. The record is from the annotation of a GenBank genome assembly.